Molecule: messenger RNA, 2055 nt
Organism: Penicillium canariense
Lineage: Eukaryota; Fungi; Ascomycota; Eurotiomycetes; Eurotiales; Aspergillaceae
Product: sodium:solute symporter family protein
Exons: 4
Coding region: 1-2055 (684 amino acids)
Biological process (GO): urea transmembrane transport; spermidine transport; putrescine transport
Cellular component (GO): plasma membrane
Molecular function (GO): urea transmembrane transporter activity; putrescine transmembrane transporter activity; spermidine transmembrane transporter activity
Source: RefSeq, a predicted model, not a curated record
AUGUCGGAAGGGGUGGCUACCUUUGAAGCGCCAUUGACGCAGGGCUUUGGCUAUGGCAUUAUCCUGGGCCUGGGAUUUGCUUUUGCGCUGCUGAUGAUCUUCAUCACCUGGGCUCUGAAACGCUAUCAGAAUGAAGUUCAGACAUCCGAAAUGUUCUCGACCGCAGGACGAUCCGUCAAAUCGGGCCUGGUCGCCGCUGCAGUCGUGAGUAGUUGGACAUGGGCCGCAACUCUGCUCCAGUCUUCUGCCGUGGCAUACAACUACGGAAUUUCAGGCCCCUUCUACUAUGCGUCCGGUGCAACGGUCCAGAUUCUCCUCUUCGCAACCAUCGCAAUCGAAUUGAAGCGCCGCGCCCCGAACGCCCACACCUUCCUCGAAGUCAUUCGCGCUCGCUACGGAACCACCGUCCACGUCGUCUUCAUCGUCUUCUGCCUCAUGACGAAUGUCCUUGUCACGGCGAUGCUGCUGACCGGUGGAUCCGCUGUCAUGACAUCCCUCACAGGAGUACCCACUGCUGCUGCGUGCUUCCUGCUUCCAAUUGGUGUCGUUCUGUAUACGCUGUUUGGCGGUAUCAAGGCCACUUUCAUCACGGAUUACAUGCAUACCGUGGUAAUCUUAGUCGUCAUCUUCCUUUUCGCGUUCUCCGCGUAUGCAACCAACGCUGAGCUCGGCUCGCCAGGGAAAGUGUACGAUGCGUUGGUUGCGGCCGCCAAGGCGCACCCCGUGGAAGGCAAUGCGGAAGGAAGCUAUCUCACUAUGAGAUCCAAGGAGGGCGGCAUCUUUUGGAUUAUCAACCUGAUUGGAAACUUCGGUACCGUCUUCCUUGAUAACGGCUACUACAACAAGGCCAUUGCUGCAAGCCCUGUCCACGCAUUCCCCGGCUACGUGAUCGGUGGACUCUGCUGGUUCGCCAUCCCAUGGCUGUGCGCCACCACUAUGGGCAUCUCAGCACUGGCCCUUGAGGGCUCUCAGCGGAUGAGCAGUGGCGAUGUGACCGCUGGUCUAGUUCUCCCUUUUGCGGCCGUCAGGCUGCUUGGCUACAGUGGUGCCGUCGCAACAACCUUGAUGAUCUUCAUGGCCGUUACAUCCGCCUUCUCCGCCCAGUUGAUCGCUGUCUCUUCUAUCGUCACAUAUGAUAUCUAUCAGGCUUAUAUUGACCCCGCUGCCAAGGGCAAAAGGCUUGUCUGGGUCUCGCACAUGGCUUGUAUUGUGUACGCCAUCAUCAUGGCGGGCUUCGCUACUGGUCUCUACUAUGCUGGUAUUGGCAUGGGAUACCUGUACCUUCUGAUGGGAGUUAUCAUCUCCUCAGCUGUGUUCCCGGGCGCUAUGACUCUGCUCUGGAAGGGCCAGAACUGGAUUGCCGCAGCUGCAUCGCCGCCGCUCGGUCUUGCCGUAUCGCUGAUUGCCUGGCUGGUGACUGCGAAGAAGGAGUACGGCACUCUGACCGUAGAGACUACUGGUUCCAACUACCCCAUGCUUGCCGGCAACGUCGCUGCCCUCCUUAGCCCGGUCAUCUUUGUCCCCAUCUUCACCUUUGUCUUCGGCUCCCAGAACUAUGACUAUGAGUCCAUGCGCGCGAUCCGCAAGGUUGACGACACAGACGUCGCGGCCGCAGCGCAUAUCGAUCUUGAGCUCGUUCCAGGUGAAGGUACCGGCCCCUCGGCAACAGAAUCGGAAGAAGAAACUCGCAAGCUGAACCGCGCUGCGUUCUACUCGCGUUCCCUGACGAUCUUCAUGACGCUGGCUCUCAUGAUCCUGUGGCCUAUCCCCAUGUACGGAUCAUCAUACGUCUUCAGCAAGAAGUUCUUCACUGGCUGGGUUGUCGUUGGCAUCAUCUGGCUGUUCUGCACACUCUUUGGCGUCGUCUUAUUCCCACUUUAUGAAGGUCGCGCCAGUAUUGUGCGCGUUGUGCGGAUGAUGAGUCUCGAUCUGAUGGGUCGCAAGCCUACGGUCUAUCGGGCCCACAAGGCGGAUGGCGCGCAGGCUUCUGGCAUCGCGACACCGGCAGAAAAGAUUGGAGAGGAAGAUAAGGGGGCGCUUGAGGCGUCUGCUUGA